AUGAAUUAAAGAGAGAAACUUGCUUAUUAUCCACAUCUACUUGUAUUCCUAAUUUUUGAUAUCUCUAUAGGGAUAAUCAGAUAAAAUAAUCAAUUAAAACAUAGAUAGUAAAAAGGGAUUGGAGGAAUAUUUAAUAAUAAUGUAGGAAAGAGCUAAUAUUGAAGAAAAUUAUGCAAAAGCUUUAAGUAAAUUAUAAUUAUAAAUUGAUAAAUCAAAGUAAAUGAAAUUCAAAAAUGAAUUAGUUUUAUUUUUAUGAGGGAAUAGUUAGUUAAUUAAUUGAAAAAUAAGAUUACAAGGAUUGAAAAUUUUAUUGAAUUAAUUAGAACAGAAUUUAAAAAUUAGAUUAAGGAGACACUUUAUUAAUAGAAUUAGAUUUCUAAUAAAAUUAUAGAUGAAAUUAAAUUAUUAGAAGAGACUUUAACAGAAAAAAAGAGUUAGGUUUUAUCUACAAGAAUGGAUUACAAAUUAAAAUCAAGAGACUUUGAAUAAUCUGCAAUUUUAGAUAUGAUUUAUUAACAUAGUUUUGAUGUUCCAGAAGAUUAAACUAUAAAAUAAAUAUGCAAGUAUAUUUUAUUAUCAAAUAUUAUUUAGAACUUAAUAUAUAUCAAUUGAAUGUUCUAAAUUAAAGAAAUAAUAUUAAUUAUCAACUAUAGCUUACAAUGAAUUUUUGGAUGUUUAUAAAACAAAAAUGGAAAGUUAUCUUAUUUAAAUGGAAGAAUUUGAGUAGACAAAAUUAUUAGUUCAUAAGGAUACAUUAUUAAAAGUUUUCUUAAUAGAAGUUUCAAUGUAUAAAUAGUAAUGUUAAGAAAUUGAAAAGUUUAAUGAAUAAAUAAAGAAUACAAAUAUUUAAGAUGAGAUUGAAAAUUUUAUAAUGAAAUAUUCAAGACCAGAUUAUUAACCAUAAUAGAUAGAAUUUAAAGAUUAUUGUUCAUUUUUAAUUAGAGAAAUUGAGUCUUUAAGAUCUUAAGAAUAUCAUAAAUUAACAGAUAUAAUUAAAGCCUAUUCUGAAACAUUUUAAACUAUUUUUUCAGAUAUUGUUUUGAAGAAUGUAUUAAUUGUUUUUAAAUCGUAGAAUUAAUAAUCUAUUGAAUAGAAGGAUGUUGACAAUAUGAUUAAUGGAGAAAGUAUUUAAGGACUUUUUAAAUUUUUCCAAAUCCAUGUUAAUUCUAUUUGGAAUGAUGGUUAAUUUAAAAAUGAUCAAACCAUAAUAGAAUUAUUGAAAUCAAGUACUUUAAAUAAAUUACUUUGGUUAAUUGCAUUAGAUAUGUUGGCUGAUAAGAAUAAUUACAGAGUUCCUAAUUCUUAAGCUUAUGAAAUCAUUAUUAAAUGGAGUUAGAUAUUAAUUAAUUUUGUAAUUACUUAUCAGUUAUUUUAAGUGCUUGGAAUUAUCAGAUGUUACACCUUUAAGAAAGUUAAUUACAUUAAGUUCUUUAAUAUAUAUUUCUGUUUCUAAUAAAAAGCAUUAUUUGAUGCAUAGUAUCAAAAAUAAUAAUAUCUUUACCUAAUCAGAUUUUAUUGAGGCCAAUAUCAUAGAGGCAACUUAUGAUGGUUUGGUUGAGGAGGUAAAAGAAGAAUCAAAUUAAAUAGAGAAAAUUAAAAGGUUUAUUCUAUAUAUAAAUUCUAUAGAUAAAAGAUUAAUUUUUUUACAUAGAUAUCCAAAGUUUGUUUCACUUUGUUGAUCUUUAAUUAGAAUAAUAUAAUCAAAAAUUACUCAGAAAAAUAUUUAAAGCUAUUAAGAAUGGCUCCUAAUUCAGUAUAGGAUUUAACAUAUUAAAUUGAGAGUUAUCAAUAAUUGUGA
Messenger RNA from Paramecium primaurelia, 1798 nucleotides. The record is from the annotation of a GenBank genome assembly. Lineage: Eukaryota; Ciliophora; Oligohymenophorea; Peniculida; Parameciidae.